Molecule: messenger RNA, 4018 nt
Organism: Durio zibethinus
Lineage: Eukaryota; Viridiplantae; Streptophyta; Magnoliopsida; Malvales; Malvaceae
Product: F-box/LRR-repeat protein 3-like
Biological process (GO): SCF-dependent proteasomal ubiquitin-dependent protein catabolic process
Cellular component (GO): SCF ubiquitin ligase complex
Molecular function (GO): protein binding
Source: RefSeq, a predicted model, not a curated record
GGGAAUAGAUUUUGGUUGGGUGGUCAAUAUUCGUACCAUCCGUCCGCACUUGAAUCUGUCCUCUCCUUCCUCACAUACUUCUCCACCGUAUGAGUUUUUCUUUGAGAGAUAGCUAACAGGACUAUGACUUCUCCAAUUACCACAUUACCCUCCCCUACUCCCUCUUGUCCUUUGCCGUACGGAUCUGUCUUUGCUCCAACUGGUCCCCGUUUUCUACUCUUUUCUUUCAUUAUUAAUUAAAGCAAAUUGGAAAAGAUCUGGGUAAUUUCGUCCUUACACGAUACAAAAGAAAUCAUAUGUACGAAUCUCAAAGCCUAUAACCGUAAUUUAAACGUUCUUCCUUCUUCUUCUUCCUCACUCUCCAACCUCAAAGGCUAAAACACACACAAUCUCUUCUCCCUCCCAGUUCCAGCUUGUCCCAAACUCCCAAGCUCUAAACUUUCAGGAAAAGAAAAAGCAACAAUGAAGAAGCCUAAGCAAGAGUGCUUUGGAGGCUUCAGCUUUAACCCCUUUGAUCUGCUUUCUGAAGAGAUCAUUUUCAUGAUCCUCGACCUUCUCAACCACAACCCUCUUGACAAAAAAUCUUUCUCUUUAGUUUGUAAGUCCUUCUACGCUAUAGAAUCCAAGCACCGAAGGGCCCUCAAGCCCCUCCGCCAGGAACACCUCCCAGCAAUCCUUUGCCGCUACCCCAAUAUCACCCAUCUCGAUCUCACCCUCUGCUCUCGUGUCACCGACACCUCUCUCUCCAUUAUAUCCAAUGCAUGCGCCUCUGGUCUUCGUUCCAUUGAUUUCUCGAGAAGUCGCCUCUUUUCGACUUCAGGGUUGUUGAGUUUGGCUCUGAAUUGUAAGAACCUAACGGAGAUUGAUUUGUCCAACGGGACGGAGUUGAAAGAUUCAGCUAUGGCAGCUGUUGCUGAAGCUAAGAGUUUGGAAAAGCUGUGGUUAGCGAGGUGUAAGUCGAUUACGGAUAUGGGGGUGGGAUGUGUUGCUGUCGGAUGCAGAAAGUUGAAGUUCAUUUGCUUGAAAUGGUGCUUGGGGGUCGGUGAUUUUGGUGUUGGUUUGAUUGCUGUUAAGUGCAAGCAUAUUCGUUACUUGGAUCUCUCUUACUUGCCUAUUACAACUAAAUGUUUAUCAUCUGUCUUGAAAUUACAACAUCUAGAAGAGUUAGUUCUGGAAGGAUGCUUUGGUAUCGAUGAUGACAGCCUUGCAGUCCUCAAACAUGGAUGCAAGUCAUUAAAGAGUCUUGAUGUAUCGACCUGUCAGAAUCUCAGUUACGAUGGCUUGUCUUCCCUAAUAAGUGGUGCUGAAGGUCUGCAGCAACUCACCUUAGCCCAUGGUUCUCCUGUAACUUCUUCUCUUGCUGAUUGUUUGAAAAAGCUUUCCCUGUUGCAAUCUAUUAAAUUGGAUGGUUGUCUGAUUACCUAUGAUGGGUUGAAAACCAUUGGAAAUUGGUGUGUGUCGCUAAGGGAUCUGAGCUUAAGUAAAUGUUCAGGAGUGACAGAUGAAGGCCUCUCAUCAGUUGUAACAAAACACAAAGACUUAAGGAAGCUAGACAUUACAUGUUGCCGCAAGAUAACUGAUGUCUCUAUUGCCCAAAUCACAAAAUCAUGCAAAUCUCUGACUUCUCUCAGGAUGGAGUCAUGUACCCUGGUUUCCAGAGAUGCCUUUGUUUUGAUCGGGCAGCAGUGCCAUUUGCUUGAAGAGCUUGACCUUACAGAUAAUGAAAUUGACGAUAAAGGUCUGAAAUACAUCUCCAGAUGUUCCAAACUAUCCAACUUAAAACUAGGAAUUUGCCUUAAUGUAACAGAUGAGGGACUCAUCCAUAUCAGCAGGGGCUGCUCAAAACUUAUAGAGCUUGAUCUGUACAGGUCUGCAGAAAUAACAGAUUGCGGUAUUUUAGCAAUUGCACAAGGUUGCCUUGAUCUUGAAAUGAUUAACAUAGCCUACUGUAAAGAUAUUACUGAUUUUUCGUUGCUAUCUUUAUCCAAGUGCUCUCGGUUAAAGACACUUGAAAGUCGAGGGUGUUCUCUGAUAACAUCUUUAGGACUAACAGCCAUUGCUGUGGGAUGCAAGGAGCUUACCAAGCUAGACAUAAAGAAGUGUCAGAACAUUGAUGAUGCUGGAAUGCUUCCACUUGCUCAUUUUUCUCAAAACCUUAAACAGAUUAACUUGUCCCAUAGCUCAGUUACGGACAUAGGACUGUUAUCACUGGCCAGCAUCAGCUGCCUACAGAAUGUAACAAUCUUGCACUUAAAGGGCUUGACUACCCGUGGACUAGCAUCUGCCUUGCUGGCAUGUGGAGGAUUAACAAAAGUGAAACUUCAGGCAGCAUUCAGAUGGCUCUUACCCCACCGACUUGUUGAACAUUUGGAAGCUCGUGGUUGCAUAUUUCAGUGGAGAGAUAAAGUUCUUCAGGUGGAAUUAGAUCCUAAGUGUUGGAAAUUACAGUUGGAAGAUCCAAUGCCAUAGAUUCUGUUGAAGACCUUGUAGGUCAGGAGUUAGCAGCUAUUAUCGACAAAUGCAGCUUCUAGGCAUGGACUCGGGGAAUCAAUGAAGAUAUUGGGUUGUGGGCAAAGCAUUAGCCUUCAUGUGCUGUAUAGAUACACUUUCAGAUUCUUGAAGAUCUCUUCAGUCGAGUAAGUCAACAACUAUUGCCAACAAAUUAAAAGUUAAGCAAGGUUUCUUCAGGUGCCAAUGUUGAUGGAUUUUCAAAGUGUUGGGCUUUGAUGACGAUACAAUUGAGCUUUGUGGCUCUAUGCCUUGCAUAGUCGCAUUUACAUGGAACUUUACAUAGAACUGGAGAAUGUGUAAAUAUAUAUAUAUAUAUGUAUGUAUGUAUGUAUGUUAUUUAGUCCAAGGUUUGCUUGUUAAUGGUUAUUAGAAUCAGAUGAUAAUUUACUGAAGCUGCGUGGAGAAGAAAAGUUUCAAUUAUUUUUGCCUCUAAACUGUGAUUAUGAAAGUGUAAUUGAUGUUGUUGAUGAGGAUUUUUGCAUUACUUGGCAGAAAAAUUUGGAUUUGAACAAGCAAGGAAAAUGGAUGUCACUGCGUUUUCCUCUGGUACAGAAAUUGGACGCAAUAAUUGACUUGGUCAGGGAAAAGAUUAUACAUGUUUAGCAUUAAAUUUCAAAUUGGUUUUCAAUUGAAUGAGUCAAAUGUGAACUGCAAUCUCUAAAAAUAACAAGAAUUAACAAUUGAGAAAAGAGAAAAAAGGCAUUCCGAGGAUGAUAUUAAAAUAAUUGUAUGGCUGAUAUGUCUGUUAUGAAGCUCGAGAUGGAGAGUGAUGUAUGGCAGAUUGAGUGCAUAAGACAAACCAAAUUGUGUAGAAAAUAGCAGCAGUUUUGCCAAGACAAUGAAAGAGCGAGAGUGAUUUACAAAGAGGUUUUUCUCAUUAAAAAGGAUGAUGCAACUGUGGAUGAAUAGAAAUGUGAAGGUAAGGCAGAAGAUGCUGAGUCAUAAGAGUGGAGCUAUUGGAGGGGAAUUGUUUAUUUGAAUCAUUGGCUUCGGAAUGAAGUGGCUAAGCAUUAAUGAUAGGUGGAGGCAGAAAUGGAGUUCAGUCAAAUAUUGUAGUUAAAAUUCAUCUAUCACGCUACAUAUAAGUUUGUCUCAGUUCCUCAGUCAUAGCUAAUGGUUCAAGAUAAACUCCUUUCCCUCUUCGCUCUUCCCCUCCCCCACAAAAGAAAAAAAGAGCAUUCUUCUUUGAGAGUAACUACCAUAUAAUUCUCUUUUCAUUUUCUAUUGACUGUUUGUUGUGCUCCAAUUUGGCCAAAAGUGAAUGACUACCUUGUCUAUUGAUCAUGCAUAUCUCAAUCCACAAUCAUUCGAUUAGAAGAACUUUAAGCGACAGGAAGAAAGGCAGUCUGAGGGGAAAAAAGAGAGCUAUGAACACUGCUCUGCACCGGGAAAAAACAAACAUAUUGCUGCUCCACACAAAUGUACAAAUGAUAUAUCGCAUACAGGACAAAUGAAUGACAAAUACACAAAGAAUGAGUUAAGGUAGAUAGUGAAAAAAAAAAAAAAA